AUGUCACAAGUAAAGAAUCAAACUGUUGUAUUAGUUAGUGGUGAAGGUGAAAAAUUUACUGUAGAGAAGAAGAUUGCAGAGCGUUCUCUUUUAUUAAAAAACUAUCUGAAUGAUAUGCAUGAUAGUAAUGUGGAUUCCGAUUCUGAUGGUGAGGAUGAAGAUGAAGAUGAUGAGAUUGUGAUGCCUGUUCCUAAUGUGAGAUCAUCUGUUUUACAAAAAGUUAUUGAAUGGGCUGAACAUCACAGGAAUUCUAAUUUCCCAGAUGAAGAUGAUGAUGAUUCCAGAAAGUCUGCUCCAGUUGAUGCAUGGGAUCGUGAGUUUUUAAAAGUGGAUCAAGAGAUGCUAUAUGAAAUCAUCCUAGCUGCAAAUUAUUUAAAUAUUAAACCUCUAUUAGAUGCAGGUUGUAAAGUUGUCGCCGAGAUGAUAAGGGGCAGAUCACCUGAAGAGAUCAGAAGGACGUUUAACAUCGUCAAUGAUUUCACGCCGGAGGAAGAAGCUGCCAUUAGACGUGAAAAUGAAUGGGCAGAAGACCGUUAA
This is a messenger RNA of Maudiozyma barnettii, 537 nucleotides long. It is a transcript of the gene SKP1, whose product is annotated as SCF ubiquitin ligase subunit SKP1. The transcript has a single exon. Bases 1 to 537 code for a protein of 178 amino acids. The record is from RefSeq and is a predicted model, not a curated record. Gene Ontology annotation, molecular function: cullin family protein binding. NCBI's taxonomy places the organism in Eukaryota, Fungi, Ascomycota, Saccharomycetes, Saccharomycetales, Saccharomycetaceae. Gene Ontology annotation, biological process: SCF-dependent proteasomal ubiquitin-dependent protein catabolic process; mitotic cell cycle. Gene Ontology annotation, cellular component: cytoplasm; nucleus.